AUGGCAGCAACAUCGACAAAAUCAACUGAUCAGUACAAUGAUAAAAGGUCCUAUGUUGCCAGAGACCUUAUCUGGAAAGAUCAUAUAUCAAAAAUUGAAACAGCACAAAGAUUUUAUGAUAAACGAUGGGGUUUUCUUAAUGAAGCUCAACUUCAAACUUCACCAUAUGAUCCCAAACGAUCAUCAGGCGGUUUCCUUUCAAGUGUUCCAUCUUCUUUAACAAUCAAUUGUACAUCACAUAAUGAAGAUGUGACAAUUACUCCAUCACCAAGACCAGUUCCAUUAACAUCAAAUAGAUUAAUUGGUUGGCGAACAGCAGAUAAAAAUUGUACUUUGGAAAAAUAUGGCAAAUAUGCUCGUGGACAAGAAUCAUUGCAUAAAAAAUUCAAAUGGCCUGUAGAAGGCUUUGAUUAA
This is a messenger RNA of Rotaria sp. Silwood2, 414 nucleotides long. NCBI's taxonomy places the organism in Eukaryota, Metazoa, Rotifera, Eurotatoria, Philodinida, Philodinidae. The record is from the annotation of a GenBank genome assembly.